Rotaria sp. Silwood2 is the source of this 915-nucleotide messenger RNA. NCBI's taxonomy places the organism in Eukaryota, Metazoa, Rotifera, Eurotatoria, Philodinida, Philodinidae. The record is from the annotation of a GenBank genome assembly.
AUGGCGAAAAAGAAGAACUUCACCGUCGGUUCUAAUGAUGUAUCUGCUGAAGAAGCUGAACGUGAAUUCGGCAUUUCACUUCAAGAAUUAAAAACACUAAUGAACAUACGAGGUCGCGAGAGUUUAAGAGAACUUAAUGAAACAUAUGAUGGUUUUAGUGGUCUUGGAUAUAAGCUUAAAACAAAUCUAAUCACAGGUUUGUCUGAUGAUAAAACUGAUUUAGCCAUACGUAUAGCUGCGUUUGGUCGUAAUGAAAUUCCACAAAAACCAUCAAAAACAUUUCUUCAUUUUUGUUUUAAUCAUUUCAAAAAUCGUACACUUGUUAUAGUUUUUAUACUUGGGAUCAUUUCAUUGGCCUUAUCUUUCUAUCGUCCAAGUAGAGAAACAUUUCAAACUGGAAUAAGACCAACGAAAGAAAAGUUUGAAUGGAUUGAAGGUACAAUAAUUAUUGCUGCUGUACUAAUUAUUAUUCUAGUAACAGCAUUAAAUGAUUGGAUAAGAGAACGACAAUUUCGUGAUCUUCAAUCGAGAACUGAACUUAAUACAACAUUUAAUGUUAUUAGAGAUAGUACAGUACGGCAAAUUCCAAUAAAAUGUAUUGUUGUUGGUGAUAUAUGUGAAAUUAAAUAUGGAGAUUUAUUACCAGUUGAUGGUGUUGUUAUACAAUCAAAUAAUCUUAAAGUUGAUGAGUCAUCAUUAACUGGAGAGUCAGAUUUAAUUAAAAAGCAUGAAUCGAGUGAUCCAUUUCUUCUUUCAGGUACACGUAUUAUGGAAGGUUCGGGUAAAAUGUUAGUUUUGGCUGUUGGUGAACAUACUCAAACAGGAGAGUCAUUCAAAUUGUUCAACGUAGUCGAAUUGGAAAAUAAUCAUUAUAGAAAACAAAAUAUUAUAUGUAAAGUAUAUUUUACCUUUUAA